AUGAAACGAACAAGGAACUGUCAGUCAAUUAUUAUUUCUGGGGAAUCUGGCACAGGCAAAACAGAGUCACAGAAGUACAUCUUACGAUACCUUUGCGAUAACAGCUAA
Messenger RNA from Brugia malayi, 108 nucleotides. RefSeq lists its product as uncharacterized. Gene Ontology annotation, cellular component: myosin complex. The coding region runs from base 1 to 108 and encodes 35 amino acids. Gene Ontology annotation, molecular function: cytoskeletal motor activity; ATP binding. NCBI's taxonomy places the organism in Eukaryota, Metazoa, Nematoda, Chromadorea, Rhabditida, Onchocercidae. The transcript is spliced from 2 exons. The record is from RefSeq and is a predicted model, not a curated record.